Molecule: messenger RNA, 2730 nt
Organism: Caenorhabditis briggsae
Lineage: Eukaryota; Metazoa; Nematoda; Chromadorea; Rhabditida; Rhabditidae
Exons: 17
Coding region: 1-2730 (909 amino acids)
Source: RefSeq, a predicted model, not a curated record
AUGAAUACCGAGUUUAAGAAUAUUAUUGGAAUAGUUGUGGGACAGGAGUCGUACGACAGAUUCUUUGUAUGGUGUAAAGAUUCAAAACGCCAUGUAAUUCUCCAAAUGAACCCAGAAAAGCCCAUAAAAAUGGGAGAUUGGGUGAAUUUGAAAUUCACGUCUUCUGAAUUUCAAAAAUUCAAAGAAUCUCAAGUGUCUAGCUAUGAAAUAAUAUCGGAAAUUUAUGAAACUGAAGUUCAAGGAAAUCGAGUUCUUGUGAAGUUGGAACAAUAUUUGAUGAGCAAUCAACAAGAAUUGAAGCAUCACUUUUUCGGGAAGAUCCACAACGCUCACAACAUUUGCUUCCCAUCUGGUGCCUAUUAUCUGGCAAUCAAAAGUAGAGAUGAUAUUUGGAUUAUAGAACAUUUGACUACAGUAAUCCCAAAGACCAAGAAUUCUAAAACUAUUGGAAUAGUGUUAGCAAUACUUGGAACAAAUCAAUUUUCAGUUUGGUACAAGGGCAGCAAAAAAUAUUUCGAUGUGUUCCUAAAAUCUGAAAAUCUGGAAAUGCCAAACAUUGGUACCUGGCUCAGCAUGGAUUUGUAUCUAAACCCAGAUUCUAACAUUUUCGAAUGUUGGAGUUUUACCGUAAUCCCAACCCCAAUUCAUCCGACUUUUUUUACCGAAAAAAAUCAAUUAUGCUUAAAAUUGGAAAUUUGGAUUCCAAAAGAUUCUGUGAACAUUUUCCAUCCGUUUGUAGGAGAGAUUGCAAAUACCCUCGGGGCAGUUAUAACGUCUGGAAGAUAUUCUACAAUUGUUCAAAAAACUAAAAUUGGUGCAAAAUUUGCAUGGUUUUUGAAAGAGAGGGAGUUGGUGAGCGUGCACGAGAAAUGCGUCAAGGCACCACUCGAAAUGUACCAAUUUUCUCCAGUAACUCAAAAUCAUGACGAUUUAGUACUAGCACUAUUGAAUUUGGCUCCGCCCAUUUCGCAUAACCAACAGACACCUUGUCUGGUGCCAAUUCAACCUACAAUGGCUCCUCAACCUGUUGCGAGACGCAAUUUUCAGACACCAGCCAGACCUUCUAAUCUUCAGAGAAAAACUCAAGCUCUGGGAUCUCAAUCGGAAGCUUCAAUUUCUGUAAGGUCUUCAAAUUUUUGGAAAAUUUCAGAAAACUUUUUUCAGACAAUUGGACGCCCAACUAUACGUCAACGAUCUUUGUCAAGGUCAACAAAUGAGGUGAACACCGAAAACGCGCCAAGGCACCGAAAAGAUGCCAAUGCACUAAAAUGCGUCAAGGCACUAGAAAAUGUAUUAAAGAACUUCCAGUUCUUUUGCGCUUUUCUAGACGCAUUUUCAGUGCUUUUGCGCAUUUCCGGUGCCUUGGCGCAUUUUCAGUGCCAUCGCUUUUUUCAGCUCCGCUCACUUUCCCCACCGAAUCAACCUCAACAACAACCAGUUACGCAACCCGACGAUUUAAUUGCUCUUUUAACAAAACUAAAAAGUUUCCCAAAUAAUCAGAAUAACCAACAUCCUGUGCAUCAGGAGCCGAUUCAACCUACAGUAAGACGAUCUUUAAUAAGGAAUGAGGAGCGUGGAAGAGCCAAAUCAAAGAGAAGAUCAAUAUCAAGGCCAAAAACUCAUGAAAUCACCGGAAUCGUUGUGGCUGAAGACGCCAAGAACUUCUUCGUCUGGUGUCGUGAACGUCUUCCGGGACAGAAUAUCACAAUUCCAAAAACGCCAAACUCUGCGUCUCUUUCUCUAACCAGCUGGAUCGAAUUUACAGUAACCAGCGAGCAAAUGAGCCGAUUUUUUCUGAAUGAAAUGCCAGAUAAUGGAAUUUAUCCGAGAUUUCAAAAAGACCAAUUUCGAAUUGUUUCUACAAAGUUUCCAACUUAUUUGAAUCCUCAAGACAAAUCGAUAUCUAUUGAAAUCAAUAUUUGGCUUCGUCAAAGUUGGGAAAUUCAAAAUAUUGAACAUGAAAUUUUGGGUACGAUUAUAAACGAGAAUUUCGUGUUUGAUAAAUCUGGAUGGUAUUUGUUGAUUAUAAGGAAUCAAUUCAAAAAUGGGGAGAACGCUGAAAGUGUUUGGUAUCUCGAGGAGUGCAGAUUGGUAAGUACGACCCAUAAAUAUUCCCUACUUCAAGCAAAAACUCGAGUUUUGGGAUCUCAGUCGGAUAAUUCACUUUCGACAAUCGAACGCCAAACUCAGAGACAGCGAUCAUCAUCGAGGCCAAGAAAUGAGGCUCCGCCCACUCCGGCACCGCGUAGCUCCGUCGAGGAAAAAGUGACGAAAAUUGAGUCGGAAGCUAUAAUUACCAGUAUUUUAAUUGACAACGGCAAGGAAUCAAUAUUUUUGUGGAUUUUCGAAUUGGGACAAACUGGAAUUUUGUAUCUAAAUGUGGCCGCUGAAAAACUGAAUUUGGAGCCUGGAAAAGUGUUCAAAUCGACGUUUGUCAACUGGAAUGGGAAAUGGUCCUCUCGUGGUCCAGUGGCAGGAUGCAAAGAUCUCUAUGCGACCAGAAUCAACAAUAGCGAUCAAAUUGAGGUUUUGGUGUCUGGAGAAGUUCUAGAAGAGCCCAACGAUGAGCAUUGCAAUUGUCCAUGGAUUCCUCAUCCCCAUUUUGGUGACAUUCUCGAUUAUCACUGCAAAAUUAAAAACCAUGCUGGAUUUCAGUACACUUUUUGGAUUCGUCGUCAGAAACUUGGCGGUAAUUAUCAUUGGGUUGUUCGGGAACAAGUCAAUUGUUAA